CUCCAACGCGUCCGCCGCAUUAUCGGUGCUCCGAGGUACCAUACCCACGCCGACAUCCAAGCGACACUUAAAAGCAGAAAGCGCGUAUCAGCAAACGGUUCGAAGCUAUCGAGAAAGAGCUACCCAUUAACUCGCGCAACAGCGUCCACAAUGGCCAGCCCACUCCUUUUGCUGCCUAUCAGGUCCAAAACCUGAAGGCCAAGUGGGUCACGUGUAUGGAUGGCAUGUUUGACAAGGCCAAAGCAAAGGCGAAGCAUUAUACAGACGAUGGUAUCCGAGAGUCUGAAGGCGGAGUUCUUGAUGGCAAAGAGGAUCCAGGAGGCCAAGCCUGUUGCGAAUGAUGGUAAGGCAAAGAAGGAAGAGAAGGAGAUUUUGGCAGAUUUCCAGAAUAACAUCAAGGACUUGGAGGCAUCGUACAAGAUGGUCGCUGAUUGGAAGAAACCUUGGUAAACAGGUUGGAGGAUGAUGUGGGUUAGGUGUUAUAUGGACAGGGAACAAGGCGAUCUGGAGCCGUAUUAUACUUUAACACCCUAUCAAGAUCUUCCAUGCCAUUUGAAGAGAUUCUCAUCAUAU
Messenger RNA from Macroventuria anomochaeta, 573 nucleotides. RefSeq lists its product as uncharacterized. NCBI's taxonomy places the organism in Eukaryota, Fungi, Ascomycota, Dothideomycetes, Pleosporales, Didymellaceae. The record is from RefSeq and is a predicted model, not a curated record. The coding region runs from base 268 to 450 and encodes 60 amino acids. The transcript has a single exon.